Molecule: messenger RNA, 1521 nt
Organism: Fulvia fulva
Lineage: Eukaryota; Fungi; Ascomycota; Dothideomycetes; Mycosphaerellales; Mycosphaerellaceae
Exons: 5
Coding region: 1-1521 (506 amino acids)
Source: RefSeq, a predicted model, not a curated record
AUGCAAGCCGCAAUCAUCGCCUCGCUCGCAGCUUCGGCUGUCGCAGCGCCACUCGUCAGCCGCCGUCAGGCAGCUGCACCACCAAUGGAUGUCAACGACGCUGUCAUCCUCAACUACGCUCUCUCCCUUGAGCACCUCGAGGCCACCUUCUACCGUGAGGCCCUCGCCAAGUUCUCCGACGAGGACUUCAAGAAGGCCGGUCUCGGUGCCGACUUUGUCAACAACCUCAAGGAGAUUGCCAAGGAUGAGGCCACCCACGUUGACUUCCUGACCACUGGCCUGACCCAGGCCGGUGCCGUCCCAGCCCAGGAGUGCAAGUACAAGUUCGGCUACACCGACGUGCAGAGCUUCCUUGCCACUGCCAACCUCCUCGAGGGUGUCGGUGUCAGCGCCUACCUCGGUGCUGCCAAGUACAUCGCCAGCGCGGACUACCUGACCGCCGCCGGUGCCAUCCUCACCGUCGAGUCCCGCCACUCGGCCUACAUCCGUGAGAACCAGACCCCUAAGCCAUUGUCGCCAUUUCCAGCUCCCUUCGACAUCCCAUUGGAGUUCAACAACGUCUUCUCGUUGGCCGCUCCUCUCAUUGAGUCCUGCCCAGAUGGCAAGGCCGGUACCCUCGGCCUGCCAUUCAAGGCAUACCCAUCCAUUGCCGUCACCCCAGCUGGCGCUGCCAAGGCUGGCGACACCCUGACCUUCACCGUCUCCGAGAAGGUUGACGCCCAGAAGGCCUACUUCAUCACCUUCCCAGGUGGUGCCAUCGAGGCUGACAUCGCCACUGCCGACGGCAUGACCUACCAGGUCACCGUCCCAGAGAAGGCCCAGCCAGGUCAGGCAUACGUUGUCUUCACCAGCGGUGGUGGGCCAACUGACGACGACACCGUCGCCGGCCCAGCCGUUUUCGAGGUCCUCGACAACGCUGGUGAGUUCCAGGCCGCCAACCCAGACUACAGCUACGGCAAGGACUGCGACAAGGACGACGAGCACAAGCCAGCGGGCUACGGCCACCCAUCAAAGGACAUGCCAAAGGCACCAACUUACCCUUCCAAGGACACCCCAAAGAGCCCCGAAUACCCACACAAGGAUACGCCAAAGAGCCCUGAGCACCCUUCAAAGGACAUGCCAAAGAGCCCUGAGUACCCCCACAAGGAUAUGCCAAAGAGCCCUGAGGCACCAAAGAAGGAUGAGCCAAAGCACGAUGCCCCAGCCCCAUACCCAGAGCACAAGGACGAGCCAAAGCACGACAUGCCAAAGAGCCCUGAGGCACCAAAGAAGGAUGAGCCAAAGCACGACGCGCCAGCCGGGUACCCAGCUGAGAAGAAGGAGUACAAGGACAAGGAGGGCCACGCUUACCCACUUGACAAGGAUGGCAAGGUCUGCGUCUACAACAAGGAGACCGGAAAGCAGUACCCUAACGACAAGGACGGCAAGCCUUUUUACCACGACUCGCAGGAGAACAAGUACUACACCAUCGACUACCAGGGCAACAAGGAACCUUGCGAUGAGUCCUACCACCCAUACUAG